Messenger RNA from Bufo gargarizans (Asiatic toad), 3404 nucleotides. RefSeq names its product glutamate-cysteine ligase modifier subunit (gene GCLM). The transcript is spliced from 7 exons. The record is from RefSeq and is a predicted model, not a curated record. Bases 370 to 1194 code for a protein of 274 amino acids. Lineage: Eukaryota; Metazoa; Chordata; Amphibia; Anura; Bufonidae. Gene Ontology annotation, cellular component: glutamate-cysteine ligase complex. Gene Ontology annotation, molecular function: enzyme regulator activity; glutamate-cysteine ligase catalytic subunit binding. Gene Ontology annotation, biological process: glutathione biosynthetic process.
GACAGCGUGAGACUCACGUGUGGCUGCCGUUCCGGGGCUGGGAGUGAGUCACGGUUACACAGCACUUCUCGUCUAGAGCUGAACGACUGCCAAGUCAUCGUGCCGCAGCAAUCUUAUAACAGCAGAGAGCGCAGGCGGGGCCCCGCACACUGCACGGCGGCACGGGACAGGCUCCGCACACUGCACGGCACAGGCUCGCACCGGCAUCCCCACACACAAGGCUCCGCGCACAGGACAGGCUCGCACCGGCAUCCCCGCACACGAGGCUCCGCACACUGCACGGGACAGGCUCGCACCGGCAUCCCCGCACACGAGGCUCCGCACACUGCACGGGACAGGCUCGCACCGGCAUCCCCACACACCCGGGACAUGGGCACCGACAGCGCCGCAGCCCGGGCCCUGCUGGACGGGGCCAGCUCCAUUCACCUGCACACCGGCAACCUGAUGAACUGGGGGCGGCUGAAGAAGAAAUGUGCGCUCUCCACCAGCGAGGAGUUGGGCGAUUGCAUUAGGACAACUUUAAAUGAAUGGAGCAUGAAAGUUAGUCCUGAGCUGUUGCAGGAAGCUCCAGAUGCCCUGGAAUGUGCCAUGACCCCGGCACUGGAAACCAUAAACCCUGAAGAAAGAGACGAGAUGAAAGUGUCCGUAAAGCUGUUUAUUUUGCGCAAUGGCCUUUCAUCUAUCAGGCAAGCUGUAGACAUGGCUUGUUCCACCCUUGCUGUGGCCCAGCUGGAUUCUGUGAUCAUCGCACCACCUCCGUUGGAAGAUGGAGUCGUUCUUACCCUGGAGCAUCUGCAGCCGUACUGGGGAGAGCUGGAAAGUCUUGUGCAGGACAACAAAGUUAUUGCUAUAGGAACAUCGGAUUUAGAUAAACCACUCUUGGAACAGCUUUACCUGUGGGCACAGGUAAAGCCAAGUAGCAACCAAGUGAAUCUGGCAUCAUGCUGCAUCAUGCCGCCGGAUCUGACAGACUUUGCUAAGCAGUUUGACAUCCAGUUAUUAACUCACAGUGAUUCCAAAGAGAUCUUACCUGAAGAAAGUUUUCAAGAAGCUCUCAGAGAAGGCAUCCAAGAUGCUCAGGCUGAUGGCUGGUCACCCGAAUGGAUCUUACGAUAUUCGGUCAUUGUGAAAACGCGUGGAAUAAUAAAAUCAAAAGGCUACAUAAUACAAGCAAAGAGGAAAGCUCCCCAUUAACCACUGACGUUAUCGGACACACGUAUAUAGCGGCCCUUGGUUGUAAAAAGAGAGACCAAACUUCUUCAGGCUGCUGCGCAAUACCUGUGGUCAGGAUGUCGUUUACAAAUUGGAAAAUAUGGGUCAAGGAGAAAAGCAAAUCUUUCCUCCCAAUCUGGCAAUUGCUGAAGAGUUCAUUGUGUUGGUAGUUAGAUCACUAGUUGGCUCUGUGUAAAUGGCACGAACAGCCUCUGCUUUAUUCUGUGCUUGUGUAACCCAUGUUCCUCUUCUCGGAUGACGGUUAUGCAGUUUGUGUCUUAAAGGGUGUAACGAUGCCACAAAACAGCAUCACCAUCUAAUCUGUCUUUGACUCAACUACCAAUAGACUUGCACACAAUUCAGCAUGAAAACAUGUCCGUAAUUUGUAGGAAUGUGGUUGGCCAUACACAUUUGAUAUCAGUUUAAGGGCUCACGCACAUGACAGUAUGUUUGGUCUGCAUCUGAUCCACAUUUUUUUUUUUGCGGCCCAGGUGCGGAUCCAUUCAUUUUAAUAGGGCUGCAGAAGAUGCGUAUAGCAUCCUCGCGUCCAUUCCACGGCUCCUUAAAAAAAAUGUCUUUUUUACAGACAAGGAUAGGACAUUUCUGCAAAAGUUUAAAAAAAAAGUGACCUGCACAUGGCUGGGAUCUGUAUGCAUGAGCCCUAACAACCCCCCCACCCCUCCAUUCCACCAGCACACUCGGCAGGGUAUGGGAGAACAAAAGCAUCGCCCAUCAGAGUCAAUAGGGUCCGCCGACAUUGCCAGGUUUGUCCCACGUUUAGUGUGUAUGGCCAUCUGAUGGCAGCCCUCCAAUCGUCAAGCCCGAGGACUUUAAUCCUUUUAUCUCUUGUUUUCUGAUCAUAGGAAACCCUAUUUCAGACACUAGACCAUUGUGAUGCAGCUCAGUACAUGCAGGUUAGACGUUUGCUUUAAUAGAUAACACAGGAAGAUAAAAACUGGGUCCUCAUAUACACUGUCAUGUGAGCGUGAGCUGGAAUUUACGAUCCUUAUCUCUGUUUUGCAGCCAUAAUACCAUGACCUUAGCGCUUAAGGUCCCUUUACACAAGCCGACACAGCAGACUUGCUCAGAGAUUGCUUUAUACUUCUGGUUAUCACCACUGUAUGUCUGGCCGCUUCUAUUUAAGGGAAUUACCACACUGUCCGAUUUCCUGAAGCGGUUUUGGAAGCCAAAAUUUAGAGUGGAUUAUAAAGGGAGAGAAAGCAUAAAGGACAGAUACGAUAACUGUUUUUUAUUAUUCACUCCUGGUUUUGACUUCUAAAACUACAUCAGGAAACCUCAGUGUACUCAAACCCUAAGGCUAGGUCUACAUGACAUGUUAUCAAUGUCACACGACAAUUUUUAUAAUGAUAGUCUAUGGUGUCGCAUGCGACAUGCUGCGACGCGACAGUCGCAGAAAAAUCCAUCUUGAAUGGAUUUUUUGCGACUGUCGCAGUGCGACACCAUAGACUAUCAUAACAAUUGUCACGCGACAUUGGUGCGACAAAAUGUCGUCGUGUAGACCUAGCCUUAAGCUGACAUUAAAUCGGGCCCUAGACAGCAGAGUAACAUCUGCUGAACCUGCCCACUGUGCAACAAUCUAUUGUGUAUGGAAGCCUUUUGCGGACAAUAGGCAUUUCUACAAUGGGCCGCCCGUUCCUUUCCACAAGGCACAUGGGCGGCUUCUGUGUUUUGCGGACCGCAAAACACACCACGUUUGUGUGCAUGAGUCCCUAAGCACACGUGCAUGGGGGAAAAGGGAUUUGUGAGCGAUAGUGAGUAUUUGGCGGACGGCUAUUUAAAAAAGUAUGGCCGCCUUAAGCCAUGGGAUCUCUACGGCUUGGACUAGAGAUACCAAAUAGACAAAAGCUGAUUUGGCUUUACUGAUCAUAGCUAUGCUUGUUCCUGAUCAGCAUCCCAUGUAAGAGACUCUGCAAGCAGCUGCGAACUGAGCAAAUGAUUGUUUCUUGUCUGAUCACAUCUCGUGCAGCAGUAAAAAUAAUUGUCGGCAACCCAUCUUGCAAUAAUAGAAAUUGUUAUAAGUGAUUGUGUGAUCAACCACCCCCGACAAAUGCCCUGUAUAAAAGCUUUAACAAGUGGAGAUUGACUUGCUAUACGGUUGAUCAGCGGUCAUUGCUGGAAAUGAUCUCCCGUGUAUUUAAAAAUAAAAAAUAAAAGGACCUAUGCAUGCAAAA